AUGAGGGAGAACUGUAUUACAAUGCGAUCGAGAGUGAAACCUAACGGCUACAACUGUAAACAGCCCCGCGCAUGCGCCCUCCACACCCCCCAUCCCGUCUCGCGGCCCGCCGGUACAUGCGCGGUGGCGGCAUCUGCGCCUGCGCGCCGGGGGGGGGCGGCUGAGGGGACGGGGGUGUCGGCGGGAGCGGGGACCGGCGCCCUGCGGGACAGCCCCGCCGCUGCCGCCUUCUCCUCAGCCGCCGCCUUCUCCUCAGCCGCCUCCGCCUCGCUGGCGCUGCUCGUGAUGCAGCCGUGCGGCGGUGAGGAGGCGGCGGCGGCGGCGGGGGGGUUGCCGCCGCCGCUGGCGGGCAGCGACCCGGCGCUCCCGCCCUCCGGUAGCGGCGGCCUGAUGUUAUUCUACGAGCUGGGGGGUCCCGGCGACGGCGAGGCCGAGGCGGGGGAGGAAGGCGAGGCGGCGGGCGGCGAGAGCACGGCCAGCCCGGAGGAGCUGGAGGAGGAGGCGGCGGCGAGCGGCGGGGCGGCGGCGGGGGGGGGCUGCAAGAGCUGCACCUACCAGGGCUGCAGCGAGACCACCACGCAGGUGGUGAAGCAGCGCAAGCCCUGGAUGUGCAAGCGGCACCGCAACAAGAUUUACAAGGACAAGUACAAGCGCAAGAAGAACGACCAGGCCCUGGGGGGCGGCGGGGCGGCCGCCGCGGGGGGCGGCCCGCGGGCCGAGGAUAGUGUCGAAGGUUCGGUUUCUGUUACAAAACAGAGAACAGGAUCCAUUGGAGAUCGCCCAGCAAGACCUACUCUUUUAGAACAAGUAUUGAAUAAAAAGAGGCUGUCCCUACUCAGGAGUCCAGAAGUAGUGCAGUUUCUACAGAAACAACAGCAACUGUUAAGUCAGCAGGCUUUGGAACAAAGGCAGCAACAGUUUCAAGGAGCACCUGGGUAAUCAGAACAGAUCAAUGCCCUGCAGAUGAGUUGGGUGCUGAAGGGGGAAUAGGAUGUGUAUUUUACAUCAAUACAAAGAAUCUCAAUGUUUAAAGGAAAACUAAAGUUGCUGCUGUUAUGUAUUUUACUUGUUUUCUUGUUUGCACUUUUGAAGUUUUGAGCUGCUUGGGUGUCUGCAAACUUGUGAGCAAAUCUGGAGGAGUCUAUUUUUGAUUCUUUUUAAAACUUCAUUUUAAUGUUUAAUUUUUUAAUAGAAAUUUGUUCAUAUUAGUAAUGUUUAGCUGUAGACUCUUUCCCUACCAAAGUCUUCCGCUGAAUUAACAUUUUUCUAUCUGAAGAUUUACUGUUAAGUCACUCUUUGAUGACAAUCAUUGAAGGAAGUCUGUUACUUUCUAUGGAAGUUGUGAAAUAAAGUCCUGAAUUUGAGCCAGUCCAGUGGCAUGACCUAACAGCAAUUGCUCAGGGAUAUGAGAAACUUAUGUCCAGUAGAAUCUUGCACUGAACACAAAGACAACAUGCCAUCAAGAAGUUGAUCCACUGGCUCAGAAAAGUGCAAGUCAGGCGAUCCUCCUGCUAUAUGUUCAUUAUCUGCAAGCUGAGUAGGUUUGAAAUGCUUCACUGUCUGUGCGAAGCAUGUAAAAGAAUUUGUGUUUGAAAGUUCCAAAAGAGAUAAAUGGCAAAAAGCUUUAGAGGAGAAUCAGGUGGAAUGUAUGCAACUCAGAGUUGGACCUUGUUUUGCGGAGUUAUUUGUAAGGACCAACCUCUUAUACAUGAAAUAUAACUUAAUUACAGAUGAGAAUAUCACUCAUUUUUAAGUGACUAGAUUAAAUUUUAAAGCUUUUAACUCAUAAUAGCAAAUGCGUCCAAAACCUAAAAUGUAAUUGUGCAUUUUUUUCCUUUAUGUAGUCUUUUUCUUCUAAAAAUAAAAUUGUAGUUAAAAUUCUUCUAUUAGGACAACUGAUAUCUCAUCAGCUCUAGUGCUAGACUUCUCAGGUUUUCAGCCAAUUCAGACGAACUUGCAAUUGAUUGGGUUAAGAAUCCAAACACUGUAUUAUGUAAGUGUUAAAUCCCACAUUUUGUUUUUAAAACAAAGUUUUGUAUUAAACCACACUUCUGAACAGAGGUUAUCUGAAUGGUGUAGGUGCUUAUUAAAGUACUAAUUUGAUAUUGCAGCAGUUUGAUCCGCUAAAUAAUAUUUCUUCAGGAGUGUUUGUUAACAUCUUCUGAAUUCUUACAAGCUGUGCGUUGUGUAUGUAUAGAACUUGUUCAGUAGGAAUUUAUUGUAUUUAGCGUUGUGCAAGUUGUUCUUUAAAAAAGAAAUUGAAAAACUUUGUAUCAGUAGUUCUGGACCAAUAAGUGUUUGAGUAAAAUCUGUUUUUCUUUAAAAAACAAAACCAAAGCCUGCUCUUUUUUGUUCUGUUAAAUUUGUAUGGUUUUUUUCCUAUACUAAAAUGGCAAGCUCUGACUAGGUGGCAUUAAAACUUUUGUGUUCCAA
Molecule: messenger RNA, 2433 nt
Organism: Aquila chrysaetos chrysaetos
Lineage: Eukaryota; Metazoa; Chordata; Aves; Accipitriformes; Accipitridae
Gene: RFXAP
Product: regulatory factor X associated protein
Biological process (GO): regulation of transcription by RNA polymerase II
Cellular component (GO): nucleus
Source: RefSeq, a predicted model, not a curated record